Molecule: messenger RNA, 1261 nt
Organism: Haliotis rubra (blacklip abalone)
Lineage: Eukaryota; Metazoa; Mollusca; Gastropoda; Lepetellida; Haliotidae
Product: ubiquitin-conjugating enzyme E2 Z-like
Biological process (GO): negative regulation of apoptotic process
Cellular component (GO): nucleus
Molecular function (GO): ubiquitin conjugating enzyme activity; cysteine-type endopeptidase inhibitor activity
Source: RefSeq, a predicted model, not a curated record
GUAAGAUAAACAUGGCGACUGCUUUGGAAGAUACGCUGGACCUUGUAGCAACAGAUGAAGGGCCUUCUCUAAAAUGGCCCCACUGGGACCCAUGUCACUGUAAAGACUGGGACAAAGAAAAGCCUACGCAGCAAUGUAUUCUCAGAAUUAAACGAGAUAUCAUGACCAUCUACAAUGAGCCGCCCCCAGGGAUGUGCAUUGUACCUGACAAGGAGGACAUCACAAAGAUCCAUGCCUUGAUAACUGGCCCAUUUGACACCCCGUAUGAAGGGGGAUUCUUCUACUUCCUCAUCCGCUGCCCGCCAGACUACCCCAUCCACCCCCCUCGUGUCAAGCUAAUGACAACAGGGGAUGGGCGUGUCCGAUUCAACCCUAACCUCUACAAGAACGGGAAAGUGUGCCUUAGUAUCAUUGGAACCUGGUCUGGCCCUGCCUGGAGCCCCGCCCAGAGCCUGUCCACAGUUCUCAUAUCAAUCCAGUCUCUGCUCAACGAGAAGCCCUACCACAACGAACCUGGCUUUGAAAGGGAAAGGAAUGCGGGUGACGCCAAGCGUUAUAAUGAGAUCAUCUGUCAUGAGACGCUGCGAGUGGCUGUGUGCGACAUGCUGGAUGAUCACUCUGUCUGUCCCUCAGCUCUCAAGGAGGUGAUGGAGAAGUCAUUCCCGACAUACUACGACUAUGAGUCCAUCUGCACCAAGUACAGCCACCAACAGGGACAGACCAUGCAGGAUCCCUUUGGAGAGAGACGUGGGAUAUUCGACUACCAAGGCAUAAAGAAGAGACUGGAUGUAAUAAAAGCCAAGCUUGAUGAAAAGUUGGACAAUUCCUCGGAUAAUGAUGACCUGUCUGAUUCAGAAACCGAGACUGCUGCUGCAUCCCAGAGCUGACAUCCUUCACAGCUGUGUUGAUGACACUUCCCAUGUGUGUGUGUGUGCCAUUGUAGCUCCAGGAGAUCACAUGACCUUACAGGACCAAUGAGUGUGUCUUGGCUCGACCAAUCAGCUUCCACCUACAGUCUGGCCCUCUAUCUGGCACAGUAAUAAUGGCCAUGAACAGACACUAACAGACACACUGGCUUGUGAUGUUUGUCCGAUUGGUCAAGACACACACAACCAAUGAGCUUUCAGUCACACUUGUACUGAUGUGAGUUUACGGCUGUGAAGAAACAGCUCAUAUGAAUUUGAACAAUGUCAAAAACCUGUUGCCAAGUGUUUCUUUUUAAGCAGCCAUUGGGCUUUCAUUUCUGUUGGGACAAAGAGGG